GCAUCAUCUGACAGCUGCUCAGACAGGAGUUGUGUUGCAGAAACAGGACCGUUUUUAAUGGACCGUAUUUCCCUCCGGAGGAUAUUUUACCGACUCAGGUGAGAGUACCGGACCCGAAGCAGACGCAGCAUCGCCCCGGUCCGGCCAUGGACGAGCAGGCGGGCCCCUUCUUCAAUAACAACAACAACAACUCGGGCUUUCCUGGGAAUAUUAAAGCUCCGCAGACUGUGGACACAGGGGGCGGAGAAGCGGCCAGAUCUCAGUACAACAUCCCGGGGAUCUUACACUUCCUCCAGCAUGAGUGGGCCCGCUACGAGGUGGACAGGGCGCACUGGGACGUGGAGAGGGCCGAGCUGCAGGCGCAGAUCGCCUUCCUGCAGGGCGAGCGGAGAGGCCAGGAGAACCUGAAGAAAGACCUGGUGAGACGGAUCAAGAUGCUGGAGUACGCCCUCAAACAGGAGAGGGCAAAGUACCAUAAGCUGAAGUACGGGACGGAGCUGAACCAGGGAGAAAUCAUACCUCCGAGCUAUGACUCAGAUGAGGGGAACGACAGUGAGGCUCCCAGUCCUCCAAACAGCAGCCAUCAGCUCAGCUGGAAACAAGGACGCCAGCUGCUCAGACAAUACCUGCAGGAGGUCGGCUACACGGACACCAUCCUGGAUGUGAAGUCUCAGAGAGUGAGAUCGCUGCUCGGUCUGACCGGAGACUCAGGAGACAACCCUUCAGAGAACAAAGCCGAACACAUGGUCAACGGCACCGAGCCGUCCUCCAUGAAGGACAGCGGCAUGGUCAGUAAACCUGACAUGUCGGACUCGGCCACGGUGUUGGAGGCCUUUAAAUUCAUCGAGAGCGCUGCAGCAGAAUUCAGCGACGAUGAUGAUGAGGAAGACAGCGAAGGGAGGGACAAGACCAUCUUAAACAUGGCCACAAUGGUGAGGAAGAAGCAUUCGUCUACGCCUUCCUCCACGACCUCUGACCUCAGCGACGACCCCGACACGGAGGAGGCUCUGAAGGGCUUCGAUUUCUUGGCGAGUCCCGACGAGUUGGACGGAUCGACUGAGUCCAGGAGCGGAGAGGACAGUGGAGAGUGGGAGAAGGAUGACCCCUCCUCUCCGGGGGAUCUGGCCUGGGACGUGGACCAGGGUCUGAUCGCUCAGCUGAAGGAGCAGUACAGGAAGGAGCGCAAGGGCAAGAAGGGCAUAAAGAGACCGAACCGCUCUAAGCUUCAGGACAUGUUGGCUAACCUUCGGGACGCGGAGGACCAUCCCUCCAUGCAGCCGCCCGUCACCCCCCCCUCCCGCCCCACUGUUCCCAGACUCAACGAACAGGAAGUGGGACGCUCUGAAGAUGAAGCGAUGACUUUCCUGCCGUCUCCUGGGAAGUCCUUCAUAAUGGGCCGAGUGGACGAGGCGGUCUCCAACGAGCUGGGACUGGGAGAACUGGCCGGACUGACGGUCGCCAACGAGGCCGACAGCCUGGCGUAUGACAUCACCAACAACAAAGACGCUCUGAGGAAGACGUGGAACCCGAAGUUCACCCUGAGGAGUCACUUCGACUCCGUGCGAGGUCUGGCUUUCCACCCCGUGGAGCCGGUGCUCGUCACGGCCUCCGAGGACCACACGCUCAAACUGUGGAACCUGCAGAAGACGGCGCCCGCCAAGAAAUGUACUGCUUUAGACGUGGAGCCUAUCUACACAUUCAGAGCUCACAGCGGUGCGGUGUUGUGCGUCACGAUGAGCUCCAGUGGAGAGCAGUGCUUCAGUGGGGGGGUGGACGGUACCAUCCAGAGCUGGAACACCCCCAGCCCCAACAUCGACCCCUACGACUCAUAUGAGCCGUCUGUCCUGCGGGGAGCGCUGCUCGGUCACUCAGACUCAGUUUGGGGUCUGGUCUACAGCUCGGCCCACCAGCGCCUCCUCUCCUGCUCGGCUGAUGGUACGGUCCGGCUGUGGAACGCCGCCAGCAUCUCGCCGCCUCUCGCUGUCUACAACGAGAGAGGAGAGCUGGGAGUGCCCACCUCGGUGGAUCUGGUGAGCAGCGACUCGGCUCACAUGGUGACGUCCUUCAGCACCGGACACAUCGGACUCUUCAACAUGGAGACGCAGCAGCUGGUCCUGCAGCUGGACUCUGCCGGACCUCCAGAGGCUCCCUGCAAGAUCAACAAAGUGCUGAGUCAUCCCACGCUGCCAAUCACCAUCACAGCUCAGGAGGACCGGCACAUCCAGUUCUUCGAUAACAAUACAGGUAAACUGAUCCACUCGAUGGUGGCUCACCUGGACUCCGUCACGUGUCUCGCUGUGGAUCCAAACGGACUGUACCUCAUGUCAGGAAGUCACGACUGCUCCAUCCGCCUGUGGAACAUGGAGAGUAAGACGUGUAUCCAGGAGUUCACGGCGCACAGAAAGAAGUCGGAGGAGUCGAUCCACGACGUGGCGUUUCACCCGACAAAAUGUUACAUCGGCAGCGCCGGAGCCGACGCGCUCGCUAAAGUCUUCGUAUGACCGGAGACACGGAGGAAAUGAGAAAGAGGAGACACGGAGGAAAUGAGAAAGAGGAGACACGGAGGAAAUGAGAAAGAGGAGACACGGAGGAAAUGAGAGAGAGGAGACACGGAGGAAAUGAGAGAGAGGAGACACGGAGGAAAUGAGAGAGGAGAACGUCUCCACCUCUGAAAGCUGAAGGAGACAGUUUACCUGGACUGCUCCUUCUAAGAUUUGUCAAAUAUUCCCCCCUCCCCUCUUCCCCUGUUGGGACUUAGGCUGGCCCGGGUCCCGAAAACAAACAAACCUCUGGAGGAGACGAUGAAUGAAAACAGGAAGUGGCAAAAGAAAUAAUAAAAACAGGAACUCUCAGAAGUUUUCAGUAAAGCUGGAAUCUCUUUUCUUUUCUCUCCACCGUCACUGACCCCAGAACAGCCUGUGUCUGUUGGUGUUGCUUAGAAAUAUGAUAAUGUGCCUUUUUACUUCACAAUAUGAAUCAUUUAAGGUGUUGAGGAAAAUGUAUUUCGUGCAUCAGAAGAUCCACUUUUAUCUCUCAAAAAUAGACAAAAGUAACAACCCACUUUUUCGAAUAUUCAGUCAGAUCUGAAUGCUUCUUUUGAACACUAAAUUCUUUCGUUUAUGAUAAAAACGCCUCUCGAUGACCUCCCACUCUGCAUAGAACUCGUGGACUUUUGCUUUCAAUCGAAUUUGGUCUGCUUUCUCCUGUUUUAAGUUGUUGCUUGCAGCCUGAAGAAGACUUUUAGUCAGACCCAUACAGGUUUCAUCCAGUUAACGCUUACACUAGGAGGUAAGAGGUCAAAAGUCAUGACCCCUGUUCUGUUUGGAGAUGGUAGUGCUGGGUGGACACUCUGAAGGCAGGUCACAUGACAAACAUCUGGUGGGUUUCAUUUCAAAAUGUGAGGGUUUUCAACACAUUAGUGAUCCCAUUAUUAGACUACAGAGGAAGUUAUGGCGCAUUUCCACUACAGCGCGGUUUAAGCGUGCCGUGCCCGGUCCGUUUUUGGUUGCGUUUCCACUAGACGUAGUUCCGGC
This is a messenger RNA of Trematomus bernacchii (emerald rockcod), 3533 nucleotides long. RefSeq names its product striatin-like. The transcript is spliced from 18 exons. Gene Ontology annotation, cellular component: dendrite. Lineage: Eukaryota; Metazoa; Chordata; Actinopteri; Perciformes; Nototheniidae. Gene Ontology annotation, molecular function: protein phosphatase 2A binding; protein-containing complex binding; armadillo repeat domain binding. Bases 147 to 2501 code for a protein of 784 amino acids. The record is from RefSeq and is a predicted model, not a curated record.